CCAAGAUGCGCACUAGGCGCUACAGCUUGGGAGGAGCUUCGGGAUUUUUCCCCUUGUUUCACACCACUCUGGAGUAAAGACUCGCUUCCAAAAGGAGAUAUAGGGGUAAAGGUGUCAGCACAGCUGCGAUCUGGUUUCAGAUAAAAUGAGCCCACCAGACACAUCCAACAGCACAGGAGAAGGUGAGGCUGAUGAAACGGAUGUCUGGAAGCUACUUAAUGACAGUAUGGGUUUACAUCAACCCGGGUUCCACACUGACAUCACCAAGCACCUUUGGGUCCAGAUCACGCUGAUCACGGCCUAUUCCCUAAUCAUCCUUCUGGGGCUGCUUGGAAAUGCUCUUGUUAUCUACAUGAUCAUCCGCUACAGAAACAUGCGAACAGUAACCAACUUCUUCAUAGCUAACUUGGCUGUGGCAGACCUCCUGGUGGACACCUUCUGCCUCCCUUUCACACUGGUCUACACUCUGCUGGACGAGUGGAAGUUCGGGGCUGUGCUGUGCCACAUGGUUCCUUUUGCUCAGGCCCUAAGUGUGCAUGUAUCCAUCCUGACCCUUACUGUCAUAGCUCUGGAGCGCUACCGAUGCAUUGUCUUCCACCUUGGUCGGCGCCUCACGUGGCACUCCAGCUUCCUCAUUAUGGCAAUGACCUGGACUAUGUCUGCUGUCCUGGCAGCACCCCUGGCCAUCUUCAGAGAGUACCGCACUGAGGAGAUCCUUUCCAUAAACCUGCGCUUUUCCGUCUGCUCUGAGAAGUGGCCUCACGGGACCAGCAGUAUCAUCUACAGUCUUUCAAUGCUCCUUCUACAGUACAUUAUUCCCUUAGCAAUCAUUAGUUAUGCUUACAUUUGCAUCUGGGUCAAGCUGAAGAAUCACGUCAGCCCGUCCAGCCGCAAUGACAGUAUCAACCGUCGCAAAAAGACAACUAAAAUGUUGGCCCUGGUUGUGGUGGUGUUUGCUAUCUGCUGGCUGCCUUUCCAUGUGUUUCAGCUAGCCAGUGAUCUGGACCUGGUCCUCAGGUUUAAGGAGUACAAACUGAUAUACACAGUGUUUCACAUUGUAGCUAUGUGUUCAACUUUUACCAACCCCCUGCUGUAUGGGUGGAUGAAUAAAAACUACAGGAACGGCUUCCUUAUGGUCUUCCGAUGUGAAGAUAAACCAGAUUCUUUUCAUCCUGAGGGCUCCUUCAGGACACGAUCUAUAAGACGACUAACUUUGAAUGGUCGAAACGGUGGUCACCCACCGACUGCUGUUUGAUACAAUGUGAAAGUUAUAAAGCCUUGUAGAAUAUAUCAGAUACUCAAUUCACACACCUCUGGUUUGUGGUGCCUGUGGUUCAAAAGAAGCCUUUUGACCUGAAUGGUCUGGUUAUGUUGAUGAUAAGGGGCUCAAAGCUUUGCAUGCAACAUGCUUUAUGUAAAGCUCUUCUAUCCUUUGUAAGUUGUACUAGUGAAAAUACAUUGGUCAAAUCUGUAUGUGUUUAAAAUGUUUAGGAUGUUAAUUAUCUUAGUAUAUAAUGUGUUUCCUGUAAAUGCAAAACUCUUGUUUGUAAGUAAUGUCCAAUAAUUAUACAGUGCACUACAGUCCUUUACCUAUCUGAUGCUGUUAAUGUGUUUAUACUCACUAAAGAGAAGAAGUUGACUAUUGUAACUAUCAGGACAAGUUUAAUUUUCACACUUGUUUUUUAU
Molecule: messenger RNA, 1686 nt
Organism: Sphaeramia orbicularis (orbiculate cardinalfish)
Lineage: Eukaryota; Metazoa; Chordata; Actinopteri; Kurtiformes; Apogonidae
Gene: npy7r
Product: neuropeptide Y receptor Y7
Exons: 2
Coding region: 146-1255 (369 amino acids)
Biological process (GO): G protein-coupled receptor signaling pathway
Cellular component (GO): membrane
Molecular function (GO): neuropeptide Y receptor activity
Source: RefSeq, a predicted model, not a curated record